CGGCGGCACGGUGGCCCGUACAGCGGUGUCACUCCGACGGAAAACACUGCAAUAGUGAAAGGGUUAAAGAACAAAAAUGCUUUGUCUACGAUUGCAUGUUUGCAAAAUUUUCUAUAUUUGUAGUAGUUGUAAUUCAUGACAUAACGAAAUGUUCAUUUCUAUACUUAAAAACAAUUAGAAAAUCAAAUAGAUUUUACAUUUCAUACCUAGAAAAAUUUAAACUUCAAUUAAAAUUUAAACUUUUAAAAAUCACGCUUUAGCGUAAUGCAUGUUGCUUAUUGAUCAAACAACUUGUUCAAGAUUGUGAGAAUAUAGUACAAGUAUUUGAUAAUUCAAUAAAGAAAAAUAUUACACAACAUAUUACAGGAUUACUGCUUGUUUAUUCUGAUUUUGUGAUUCAUUUAAUCGAAUCUUCAGAAGAUGAUGGAUUUCGACUGUGUCACGAAGUACUUAUUAACAAUUCUGGCAUAAUGACGGAUAUUAAAUGUUUGUACAUACAAAAUGAUGCAAACAAAAGAUUUUUUAAGAAAUGGUAUUUCCGGAGAAUGAAUGAUGAUGCAUUAAAGAAUGAGGAAUUAGAAAAACUUGAGAGUAGCUUUGAAAAUAUUUGCUCUAUAUAUGAAGUAAUAAUUUUAAAUUUGUUUAAAUUGUAUAUUGAAUUAUGGAAUAAAUGGAAAUUGGAGAAUUAUGAAAAUUUUAAUGAAUAUUUGGAUUCAAUAGCUGUAAACGGUCAUUUGAACAUUCCAUCCAGGAGAAAUAUAAAACUUGUACUUCAAAGUGUCUGGGGAUAUAACUUAACAUCACUGGUAAAGGAUUAUUAUAGUUUAAACUAUGCCUCCAAUUUUGACGAUUAUUCGUCAGUCUCCGAAAUAAUACAGGACAUUGAUUAUAAUUAUAACAAAUAAGGAAAUGUUAGUUAUAUAAUAAAAUAUACGUCGAAAGGAAAUUGUGAACUAUAUAUAUCAAUAAAUUCUUAGUUAAAUAUA
This is a messenger RNA of Bombus huntii, 986 nucleotides long. RefSeq lists its product as uncharacterized. The record is from RefSeq and is a predicted model, not a curated record. NCBI's taxonomy places the organism in Eukaryota, Metazoa, Arthropoda, Insecta, Hymenoptera, Apidae. The transcript has 3 exons. The coding region runs from base 471 to 905 and encodes 144 amino acids.